CGUUGACCGGACUCACCACAAGUAGGCAGCAGCAGGCAGCAUCCGCGACUCAACAACCGUGGCUGCCGCCGAAACCAAAAACCCUAAAGCUCUCGCUCUGCUUCAAUGUCUUGAAGUAGGAAAGAUGUCUUUACACUCGCAUAUUGAACAGGUGCUAUUUCCGGAGGACCAAAUCGCCGAGCGAGUGAGUCAACUCGCCUCUGAAAUCACAAACGACUUCAAGGAUGAGUCUCAGCCGCCGGUCCUUGUCGGUGUGGCUACCGGUGCAUGCCUCUUUUUGGCCGACCUAAUCCGCCGUAUCGAUUUGCUCGUCUCGGUCGACUUCGUUCGAGCUGAUUCAUAUGGCUCCGGCACCAUUUCUAAUGGGGCUCCCAGGAUCUCCCUUGACUUGAAACUCGAUGUCAAGGCCAAGCACGUUAUAGUGGUUGAGGAUAUUGUAGAUACAGGAAGCACUUUAUCCUGUCUCAUUGCACACAUGGAAUCAAAAGGAGCAUCCUCGGUCUCAGUCUGCACACUCCUUGACAAACCAGCAAGAAGAAAAGUUGAAACCAAACUAGUAGGUCAAGGAAAGUUCUACAGGGGGUUUGAGUGUCGGGAUCAUUUCGUUGUUGGUUACGGGAUGGACUUUGCAGAAAUGUACAGGAAUUUGCCUUACAUUGGCAUUUUGAAGCCUGAAAUUUACAAUUGAUUGAAGUUGCUUCUACCUUCAGUAUGCACAAAGCGUAUUUAGUUCCAUAAAAUUGUUAACUAGCAUAUGCCCGUGGUUUUACUUAUGUUGGGAAAACUGCAAUUUUGCUCAAAAGAAGCAUCAUUUGCAGUGGAAUUCUGUAAUAAUUUGUUGACAGCU
Messenger RNA from Carica papaya (papaya), 847 nucleotides. It is a transcript of the gene HGPT, whose product is annotated as Hypoxanthine-guanine phosphoribosyltransferase. Gene Ontology annotation, cellular component: cytosol. Lineage: Eukaryota; Viridiplantae; Streptophyta; Magnoliopsida; Brassicales; Caricaceae. Gene Ontology annotation, molecular function: hypoxanthine phosphoribosyltransferase activity; magnesium ion binding. The record is from RefSeq and is a predicted model, not a curated record. Gene Ontology annotation, biological process: purine ribonucleoside salvage; guanine salvage; IMP salvage.